GUCUCCCUCUGUCCCCCUCCUUCUCUUUCAUUCCCUUCCUGCUCUACAGAUGGCUCUGUGGCCUCUGCUCUCAGCCGCCUUCCCCGCUGUGUAGGGUGGUCCGUCUGUCUGUCUCCAUUUGCCCUGGUGCCUGUCCAUCCGGGUGUGGAGAGGACCCUGUGCUUAGAUGAACUGACCCAGGGGAGCCCACAGCCCCCCGAGGGAGGAAAUGAGCCCCCACCUCUGUCCUCUGCCCCUCCUGGCUCCCUGCCUGCCCGGCCAGGGGUCCCCAAUCUCCCAGCCCAACCCCCAGGCCUCCUCCUCGUCCCCACGUCUCCCAGUGAGGGGGUCUCCAGGGGCCUCCCUGCUGCUUCCCCUUUUCCAGGCUCUCCCUGGCCAAGUGGGGACGCACUCCGGGAAGAAACGAGGACACCGAGGUGGGGCAGUGGGGCGUGUGUGCAGAACCCACACCUCGUCCGGAGGCUGGAAACCACUCCACGGGGCCGUGCUUCCCCUCUCGCCCGCCGUCUUCCUCUUUUGGGGGCACGGGAGCCCCCUGCUCGCGGCCGCAGGGGUCUGGCCUCGUCGGUCCGACCUGACGUAGGAAGGUGUGCAGGGGCAUCAGGAGCUCCGUCCUUGCUCCUGGGAAGUCUCGCAGGCCAGGUGACGUCGACGUUGUAAAUAACAUGUAUGACCCUGACCCUGACCACUUGGCCGGCGAGAGCGCCGAGGACGAGACGGAGGACAGCGUCCUGUCCCCCAUCCCCACGGGGCCGCCCUCCCCCUUCCCCACCAGCGAGGACUUCACCCCCAAGGAGGGCUCGCCGUACGAGGCCCCCGUCUACAUUCCCGAGGACAUUCCGAUCCCGCCAGACUUCGAGCUGCGGGAGUCGUCCGUCCCCGGCGCCGGCCUGGGGAUCUGGGCCAAGAAGAAGAUGGAAGUCGGACGGCGCCUCGGCCCGUACACGGUGGCGGCCCAGACCGCGCUGAAGGAGACGGACUUCGGCUGGGAGCAAAUCCUGAUGGACUCGGAAAUGUCGUCACAGGAGGGCUGCAUCAGAAAGAUUUCCGAGGACCUGGGCAGCGAGAAGUUCUGCGUGGACGCUCACCAGACGGGGGCUGGCAGCUGGCUCAAGUACAUCCGCGUGGCCUGCUCCGGCGAUGACCAGAACCUCGGCCUGUGUCAGGUCAACCAGCAGAUUUACUACAAAGUCGUCAAGGACAUUGAGCCGGGUGAGGAGCUGCUGGUGAGCGUGAGGGAAGGCACCUACGGCCUCGGCACGGAGCCACCCAGCCUGGAUGAGGAGCGCACGUUCCGCUGCGACGAGUGCGACGAGCUCUUCCCGGCCAAGCUGGACCUGCGGCGCCACAAGAAGUACACGUGCGGCUCGGUGGGCACCGCACUCUACGAGGGCCUGGGCGACCGGCUCAAGGCCGAGGGCCUGGGCGGCACGGGUGGCGACGGGCAGGCCCACGAGUGCAAGGACUGCGAGCGGAUGUUCCCCAGCAAGUACAGCCUGGAGCAGCACAUGGUUGUGCACACGGAGGAGAGGGAGUACAAGUGCGACCAGUGCCCCAAGGCCUUCAACUGGAAGUCCAACCUCAUCCGCCACCAGAUGUCCCACGACAGCGGCAAGCGCUUCGAGUGUGAAAACUGCGUGAAGGUGUUCACGGACCCCAGCAACCUGCAGCGGCACAUCCGCUCCCAGCACGUGGGUGCCCGGGCCCACGCCUGCUCCGACUGCGGCAAGACCUUCGCCACGUCCUCGGGCCUCAAGCAGCACAAGCACAUCCACAGCACGGUCAAGCCUUUCAUAUGUGAGGUCUGCCACAAAUCCUACACGCAGUUCUCCAACCUGUGCCGGCACAAGCGGAUGCACGCCGACUGCCGCACGCAGAUCAAGUGCAAGGACUGUGGGCAGAUGUUCAGCACCACCUCCUCCCUCAACAAGCACCGGCGCUUCUGCGAGGGCAAGAACCAUUACUCGCCGGGCAGCCUCUUCGCCCCGGGCCUGCCCCUGGCCCCCAGCCCUGCGGCGGACAAGGCGAAGCCCCCCGCCGGCCUCAACCACGCCAGCCUGGGCUUCGGUGACUACUUCCCCUCCAGGCCGCACCCCGGGGGCCUGCCCUUCUCCGCCGCACCCCCCGCCUUCCCGGGCCUCACCCCCGGCUUCCCGGGCAUCUUCCCGCCGUCCCUGUACCCCCGGCCGCCCCUGCUGCCCCCCACGCCACUGCUGAAGAGCCCGCUCGGCCACACCCAGGACGCCAAGCUCCCCAGCCCCCUGGGCCACCCCGCGCUGCCCCUGGUCUCCGCGGUCAGCAACAGCGGCCAGGCCGCCGCGGCCGCCGUGGGCGCCGAGGAGAAGCUGGAGGGUGGUGGCCUGGAGGACGUCUACACGGAGCAGCUCAAGGCCAGGCACAGCGACCUGUCGGAUGGCAGCGACUUCGAGGACAUUAACACCACCACGGGCACCGACCUGGACAGCACGACAGGCAGCGGCUCAGACCUGGACAGCGACGCGGACAGUGACAAGGCCCGGGAGCGGGGCCCGGCGGCCGACGGCAAGCCUGCGUCAGCAGCGGGGGGCUCGGGGCCGCCGGGGACGCCCCAUGGCGUCGGCGAGGUGCCCAUCUUCUACCCCCAGCACGCCUUCUUCCCGCCACCUGAGGAGCAGCUGCUGAGCGCGUCGGGCGCCGCAGGCGACUCCAUCAAAGCCAUCGCCUCCAUCGCCGAGAAGUACUUCGGGCCUGGCUUCGUGGGGCUGCAGGAGAAGAAGCUGGGGGCGCUGCCCUACCACUCCGUGCUCCCCUUCCAGUUCCUGCCCAACUUCCCCCACUCCCUGUACCCCUUCACGGACCGGACCCUGUCCCACAGCCUGCUGGUCAAAGCCGAGCCAAAGUCGCCCCGGGACGCCCUCAAGGCGGGCGGCCCCAGCGCCGAGUCCCCGUUCGACCUCACCACCAGACCAAAGGAGGCCGGGCCCGCCCCACCCGGCCCCAAGCUGCCCCCGGCCCCGGCGCCCGGCGAGGAGCCCCUGGACCUCAGCAUCGGCAGCCGGGCACGAGCCAGCCAGAACGGCGGGGGCCGGGAGCCCCGGAAGAACCACGUCUACGGCGAGCGGAAGCCGGGGGCCGGCCAGGGGCUGCCCCGGAUGUCCCCAGCGCACCUGCCCCAGCAGCCGCCCCUGCACUACGCCAAGCCCUCGCCCUUUUUCAUGGAUCCCAUCUACAGCAGGGUAGAGAAGCGGAAGGUGACGGACCCCGUGGGAGUCCUCAAGGAGAAGUACCUGCGGCCGUCCCCGCUGCUCUUCCACCCGCAGAUGUCCGCCAUCGAGACCAUGACAGAGAAGCUGGAGAGCUUUGCGGCCUUAAAGGCCACCUCGGGCAGCUCCCUGCAGCCCCUCCCCCACCACCCCUUCAACUUCCGGACCCCACCCCCAACGCUCUCGGACCCCAUCCUCCGCAAGGGCAAGGAGCGAUACACGUGCAGGUACUGCGGCAAGGUCUUCCCCAGAUCGGCGAACCUCACCAGGCAUCUGCGGACGCACACCGGGGAGCAGCCCUACAGGUGUAAGUACUGCGACCGGUCCUUCAGCAUCUCCUCCAACCUGCAGCGGCACGUCCGGAACAUCCACAACAAGGAGAAGCCGUUCAAGUGCCACCUGUGCAGCCGCUGCUUCGGCCAGCAGACCAACCUGGACAGGCACCUCAAGAAGCACGAGCAUGAAAACGUCCCAGUGAGCCAGCACUCUGGGGUCCUCACGAACCACCUUGGGACCAGUGCCUCCUCCCCCACCUCCGAGUCCGACAACCACGCACUUUUGGAUGAGAAAGAGGACUCCUAUUUCUCAGAAAUCCGGAACUUUAUUGCAAACAGCGAGAUGAACCAGGCAGCGGCUCGAGCAGAAAAGAGGCCGGAGGCGCCGGAGCUGGACGGCGGGGCGCAGGGCCCGGGCCUGGGCGGCCAGAAGCCGGGCGACGCCGACGAGGACGAGGAGGAGCUGGAGGAGGAUGAGGACAGCCUGGCCGGCAAGUCCCAGGGCGACCCCGCGUCCCCCACGCCCGAGCCCCGGGGCGCCUUCGAGGAUGAGGAGGAUGAGGAGCCGCCCGCCGCCCUGGCCGUGGGCUUCGACCACACCCGCAGGUGUUUUGAGGAGGAAGAAGGCGGCCUGGGGGCUUUGGAGCCGAUGUCAACUUUUGGGAAGGGGCUGGACCUCCACAAAGCAGCUGAGGAAGCGUUUGAAGUUAAAGAUGUGUUUAACGCCACCUUAGACCCUGAGACUUUAAAGCAGACCCUGUUCAGGCAGGCUCAGAGCCAGGCGUACGCAAUGAUGCUGUCCCUUUCCGAGGACCCUCCCCUCCACGCCCCCUCCCGGGGCUCUCUGAAUGCGUGGCUGGACAUGACGGGGGCCGCGUCGGAGUCCGGAGCCUUUAACCCGGUCAACCACCUCUGAGGGGCCCAGAGGCAACAGGGGCCAAGCCCGACGUGAGGCCCAAGGAAAUCCCCCCGCGGAGGACGGAGCCGAGGGCCUCAGGGAGCCGGCUUGCCCCAGGGCCCGGGAGACCCCCAACCUCAUCACCUGCAUCCUCGGCCCCUGCCCCCCGCCCUCCGCGCUUCAACGCCAACUUUCUAGAUGAAAACUCAGAACCCGAAGGUCCCCGAAGCAGUCGUGGAGUUUCGCCAUCUCUGAGAAUUGUUCUAGAAAAUCCAUUCCGCUCACGGCACAGCACACGCACAUCCGAGUUCGGCCGUGGGAGCUGCCACGCACAAUCCCCCGUGUGGGCAAGGGUGGAAUUUUAAUCCAAAGCUGGAGCUGGUGGGCCACUCCAGGGCGCCGCGAGGGAUCACGGAGGGGACGGGCUGACACAGCUGGUUCUCCCGGGGCACAUGGCCCCGGCCAUUUUUAUAAUGAAAACCACGAAAGUAGCCCUUUUGGUAACCCCAACUACAGAGUCCCUUUAAGCAUGUGGUUUUAAAAAAGACGGUAUUUUUUAAAAAUCGAAAAUGACUUGCAAAUUGUUUUUUAAAUGUAAUUUUGCAUUGCUUUGAAAUCUCAGCUUAUUUGCAAACCCAAGCCUGCCUCGGAAUCAGCACCGUGUUUCGGUGUGUUCUUUAUACUGUAGAUAAUAGAGAAAUUUUUUAUCCCCGACCCUAUUUGUACAAGCUGAGGUGGUUCUGGGUGCCCCAGAACCCAGUGGUCCGCCCCCGUGGGCAGCGGGCAGACAGCACUGUGGGGUUCCUAGACCUGGCGCCCUGGGCUGGGCAUGCCUGCUCUGUGGCCUGUCAUUCAUGCCUGGCAUCCCUCCUCGUGGCCCCCAGAGGGGUCCACGGGCCUCCACACAAGACCCCCCAAUUGUAUGGGGCAGGUCGGGGGCUGAUGGCCGCGGUGCCAAUGCGGGAACGCGGCCGGGGGCCUGCCUUUCUUUCGGCCACCCCGGCUCGCCCCCUACCCCCAGCCACUCUUCGCAAGGCGCAGCCGCUCGGCCACAUUCCGGGUCUCCAGCCUCCGCCUUCCCCCGGCCCCGUCGGACGGACAAUGGGGAGGAAGCCAGCAGCGUCCAGCCGUCCUCUCCGCGGCCACCCCGGGGGAACACUCCGGAACCCCAGGUCUCCCCGUGCCCAGCUCCGACGGACGACGCAGCGCUCGCAGCUGCGGGUUCUGCUCUCGGCGCAGGCGCGUGGCAUGAAGCGAGGACACCCAGGCCGGACCACUGCCGGGAGGGGGGACAGCCCGGCCUUGCCCGGAGGCCGGGACACACAGAACUUCUCUGUUUGGAUGGGCUUUAAAUUAUUCCCAUAGGGGCCAACUGAAAAUAAUAAUUUUUCCCUGAUGGAAUUGACCUUAAUCUGUAUAUAUCUUGUAAUUUUUCUAAUUCAUUUCUUUUCUUAUUUUAUUUCUUCCUUAACAGUAUUUUUGGCGUUAGACAUCCUUAUUGUGAAGAAAUAAUGUUAAUAUAAGUACCUAGUGAAGGACCAAAA
Messenger RNA from Choloepus didactylus (southern two-toed sloth), 5959 nucleotides. RefSeq names its product PR/SET domain 16 (gene PRDM16). NCBI's taxonomy places the organism in Eukaryota, Metazoa, Chordata, Mammalia, Pilosa, Megalonychidae. Gene Ontology annotation, biological process: regulation of transcription by RNA polymerase II. The record is from RefSeq and is a predicted model, not a curated record. The transcript has 17 exons. Gene Ontology annotation, cellular component: nucleus. Bases 666 to 4433 code for a protein of 1255 amino acids. Gene Ontology annotation, molecular function: DNA-binding transcription factor activity, RNA polymerase II-specific; protein binding; histone H3K9 methyltransferase activity.